CAAGUGCCUGGUGAAGACUCCCGAUUCACCGCACCGCCACCCACUGCAGCGACUGCGCAUCGCCGCGCACCCAUCCCCUCCAUCUAAUUGACGAUACACCUCCGGCCACGAUGCAGCGGAUACUCAAGCGCGCCGCGACGCUUCACCAGCAGGAAGCUCGCAAGAUUGCUGCGAACAAAAGGACGGAAUUCGUAGCUGAGCGUCUCCAGAUGCGAAGGCAAACGAAACAGCAACGGGCACUACAAGUCGAACAACUCAAAUUCGCGCGCAAUGCCCAGCGGCAAGACUGGAGACUGGGAUCUCUUGCGCCGAAUCGGAAUUAUGGAAAGGACGGGGAGACGUUUGGCGGAGUAGACCGCGAUGCCGUCACCCCUUUCCCGCUCCCAGAAGCUAUGCAAAUAAAGGACUGGAAUAUUGUUGAAGGAGACAGGGUUGUCCUGCUUCGAGGGUUGGACAAGGGCCAGAUUGGCAUAGUGAAGCAGCUGCUGAGGGAGACGAACCAUCUAAUCGUCAAUCAGCUCAAUAUGGCGUAUCAAAAAAAACCAGAGCUCUUCCGGAAGCUCGACGGCGACACCAGCAGGAUUUCACCCGUGGAAGUCGCAGUCAAAUACGAAGACGUCCGUCUCAUCCACACGAUGGAAGACCCGAGGACCGGAACCCGACGCGACGUCAUUGUCGACGAGGUCGAGGUGCGGCGUAUUCGGAUCAAUAAGAAUACGGGAGAGAAGACAUGGGUGAGAUUCGUCCCUGGCACAGAUUCCGAAAUCGAAUGGCCAUACGACGACGAGCCCGACCUCGAAGAUCACCACGAUGAUACACUUCGACUCACAGUCGACAAGCCGACGUUUGUUCCGACUCUGCUAACCCCGCCAAUGCCACCGUCAGUCAUCGAUGAGCUGAGGGGGAAGUACAGCAAGUACAGGACACGGCAUGACGAAGACUACAUAGCCAGGCAGGUCGAGAAGGAGCAACAGGAGAACGCGAAGAACAACUGGGCGUCCACUAUGCGUAUGCCCAUACAGCUUCUCCAUGAAAAGCAACGAGCAGACAAGGCGGCCAGGGGAGAACCGCAGCUCACCGAGGACAUGCUGGCAAGGAUUGGAGAGCUUAUGGCAGCGAACCGGGCAGCCCAAGAAACUAAAACAGCACAAACUUCGUAGCCAGACAUGCACAGCAACAUCAGUGGAGUAUGGAUUUCUUGUACAAUAUGUAGAUACCGUAUUAGUGUAGAUCAGCAGAUUCUUUCGCGGAACCCAUAUCAUACCAUCCAUCAAGUACUUUUCUCUGUCC
Mytilinidion resinicola is the source of this 1290-nucleotide messenger RNA. RefSeq lists its product as uncharacterized. The record is from RefSeq and is a predicted model, not a curated record. Lineage: Eukaryota; Fungi; Ascomycota; Dothideomycetes; Mytilinidiales; Mytilinidiaceae. Gene Ontology annotation, biological process: translation. Gene Ontology annotation, cellular component: mitochondrion; ribosome. Bases 111 to 1160 code for a protein of 349 amino acids. The transcript has 2 exons. Gene Ontology annotation, molecular function: structural constituent of ribosome; RNA binding.